UAUAUAUACGCCAUGUAAAAGCACGGACUGGAGGGUUACGCACCACGGCAAUGUUCAAUGAAACCGAUGUUAUAACAAACGACAGGUGGUAAAUUGCUGUUUACACAUUAUGGUAAAACAGCCUAGUAAAACGGCGCUAGGCCAAACUAUUCCCCAAACACCCCUCUCUAUAUCUGUAGGUUAGUAUGGUCUGACAGUGAGCACGCCUAUUCCCAGAGGUGGGGACCAAGUGUAUUGCGCCUUGUAAUCACGUGAAUAAUUCGGCAGUGCUGGCUGUGGCUCAGUUGUAGUUACUGAGGAAGGAAGGGAGAGGUGACGGUGUGUGUUGCGUCGGACUCGGGACACAGGGUUUCUUCUGUCGCUACUGCAACGAUGAAGGCUUCGCAGCUCAAUAGGAGACACGAUUUAUUACUUUUGGUUCCAGGGGUCUUCAUACUUUUACUUUCAGCAUAUGCAACUACGGCAUCUGCUGCUUGUGAAGACUUUAAAACUUGUGAGAUCUGUACAAAUAAUGGCACCAACCUGAACUGCUCCUGGGUGUCUUGCAACGCUUCUGCUGACUCAUCAUAUUGUACAAAUGAAACGUUAAACACCAACUGUACAGUGGUCUCCUGUGCAGAACCAAGUCCCGUUCCAAGUUCUACGGCAGCCACCUCUCCUGCCGCCUCCACCUCUUCCAAUCAAACAACACCUGCAUCCACAACCCUUCCUGCGUCGACUGCCGCUAAAAAUGGAACCGAAAGUAAGGACUUAUUGCAGUCUCCUAAUAAUGGAUCAAAAGCAGUUGGUCUCUUGCUAGAGGAUAUCAUUCCAAAUCAGAAACUCCAUCAACCAGUCAACCAGUUACACCUACAUCACCUUCAAAGAAAGGCACCUUUGAUGCGGCUAGUUUCAUCGGAGGCAUAGUGCUUGUCUUGGGAAUACAAGCAGUGAUAUUUUUCCUAUACAAGUUCUGCAAGGCCAAGGACAGGAAUUACCAUACUCUGUAAAAAAACAAAACAAAAAUCUAGCACCCGUUGACUGCGUGUUCACAUUGCUCAAACCAAAAUAUUUUGCCUUGAAGAGAUCUCUUAUUGAAGAAUCAGAACAUCACAUUUUAUUCCCCAUAAAAAUCAGGUCUGCCAGUUGUGUGCCAAUGUACAUGAGCAGAAUGCUGGUGCAGCUUUGGUUUGCUCCGCAAAUGCAUGUGCCUCUACAGCUUCCCAGGGAGAACAUGGAGUUUUAUUCCCUUGUUUCCCAUAUCAUUUUUGUAAAACCAAGAAGAAACUUGCCAUGAGCAGAUCUGAAAUGUGUAAAUGGCAAUUCCAUUUCAGGUUGAACAGCGACGUGAUCUAUCUUGGUUUGUGCGUAUCCAACAGAGGAUCGCUAGCAGCAAUGUUCUGGUACAGCAUCUUAGUUUAUGUUUAGAAUUGUUUUGGUGGCCUUCUUUUCAUUUAGGCACUGUCUAAAUCUAAAAUGGACUGAGCCCUUCGGGUUUGUCCUUUUUUUGAAGUGCACCUUAUUCCUUAAAGAAGGACCGUUGUUAAAGCAUUGUGCCUUAAAGAGCUACUAUAGGGAAAAAAGGCCAACUUUUGCAUAAAUACGCUCUCGGUUAUAAGAGACGGUUGGAGUGUCAAAGCUUGUCUGUCUACAUUAUUGCCUAAUUCAUUCUAAGUGCUGAACCUUAUACUAGGCUUACCUGUUGAAAUGAAUGCCAUGAUUUGUAAUUUUAAUGAUUAUGACAAUAGCUGGGUUUAGCAAUGUUUAUUUUAAUGUUUAUACUCUUCCUUGAGCUUUCACUAUACUGACAUACCCAUUAGUAAAAUAUGCUACAUUUGGAUAUCAUUUUAUCUAUCUAUAUAUGUUUUGUUUGUUUUGCAUUGAAGUGUUGUGCCUCUCACCUUAAGGGUGAUGUCACAAGGGGUGCCAUAUCACUCACCGAAAUCUGCUAUACCUGGGGAAAAAAAGUGCCCCAAAAUAUUUUUGAAUGGGGAUUAAUGUAAAUUGCCACAUACUUAUCGCAUGAAGUAGCCUUCGAAGGCAGUUACUUGGAUUUACCUGAUUGUAUUCACCGUAUCACCUCAUGCAAAUAUAUUUUCAGGCACUUUGUCACUUACAGGAAACCUCUUCCACAUUCUAUAAAGCACCUUGCGUGCCACCAACCUGAAGGGUUUACUCACUAACCUAUUUUAAUACAUACAUCAUUUUAAAGGUACAACUUUAAUACUAUAUGUUUGUUAGCAUGUGAUUAUGAUUAAACGUGCAGAGACAAUUUGACAUGUUAUUGAAUCAAGCCCUGUAUCUUUAAAGCUCUGUGCAGGAUUCCCAAGCAAUUUAGACAAAUGCCCCUUUGCUUCCUGAUUGUUGAGCAGAUUUACAGUACUAAAGGGAAAAAAUAAAUUGCCAAUGAAGAAUAUUUUCAUAGGUACAUACUCUUAAGUGCCUUAGAACACCAGUAAUUAUAAUAAAACUAUAUGCCAUGUGAAAAGAGGUGUCUGUGCAAUUGUGUCAGAUCUUCUAAUCUGUUCUAUAUUUUUUUUAUGCAUCUGGCACGUUGAAAGCAUGGCUACCCAUUAGGUGUUGAUUGACAGCUCCCAGCACCUCAACAGCUUGUUGGGCCCAUGCUUGACUUCAGUAGGUUACAUUUGCUAUUGCACAGAAGUGACUUAUAUGUAUAUGUGUGGUUUUCUAAAUGGCAAAUAUACAACGCACAGUUACUUGCCUUCUGCCACUUCAUUUUUUUUUUUUUUUUAUAAAAAAAAAGGUAAUAAUGUACAUAUCACAGUUUUGGUUUAUGUUUUGGAAGAACUUAAUACACAUACCUCAAAAAUGGGAUUUAGAAGAAAAGUGACUUUCUGCUUUCUUUGCAUUCUCAGAGAAUACAGUAACUCACUGAGGCUUUUCUUAGGUCGGGAGGUAAUAACCUGUAAUGGAGUGUCUGAUUGAGCUUGUGACACCAAAUGACUUUGAUCAAUGAUUCUGUAGCGCCACAAACAGAUACAUAACAUACCUUGGUGGAUAUAAGAUGAACCCUCCGUAUAAGAGUUGCUUUAAUUCACUGGGUCACCUGACAAAGAAAAGGGCAGGAGACUUUAAAAUCGAACAGUCGUUUUACCCAGGAGCUCCAGCUAAGUGUUGGCUCUUUUCCAAAUCCACUUCAGGAUCACUGCAGAUAUUUCAGUGGUUCUGUGUUUGCUAGUAGACGAUAUGAAUACAAGUCUCUGAGGUCGUUUGAAUCAGAAGCAUGUUUUGAUGCGGCUGGUGGAGCUUGUUUAAAGUAUGUUUUACUAUGUAGAAAACUGUACUUCAGCUACUCAGCAGUUUUGUAUGAAGUACUUUUAUUGGUUGUAUUGCUUUGGUACAGAUCACAAUGCAUUUUGGAACAUCUCGCAAUCAUUGAUGUCUUAUAAACGGAGAUUCUGCAAAUAAAGUUGAUUUUGUUUGAAAAA
Molecule: messenger RNA, 3428 nt
Organism: Xenopus laevis (African clawed frog)
Lineage: Eukaryota; Metazoa; Chordata; Amphibia; Anura; Pipidae
Gene: cd164.L
Product: sialomucin core protein 24
Exons: 7
Coding region: 373-906 (177 amino acids)
Source: RefSeq, a predicted model, not a curated record